Messenger RNA from Zerene cesonia (dogface butterfly), 1887 nucleotides. Its product is annotated as myogenesis-regulating glycosidase-like. Gene Ontology annotation, biological process: carbohydrate metabolic process. NCBI's taxonomy places the organism in Eukaryota, Metazoa, Arthropoda, Insecta, Lepidoptera, Pieridae. The annotation marks the transcript as partial. The transcript has 9 exons. Gene Ontology annotation, molecular function: hydrolase activity, hydrolyzing O-glycosyl compounds. The record is from RefSeq and is a predicted model, not a curated record.
AAUAAUACGAUCUCGGCGGCAGUUGUAUGGUUACUAGGCCUUUCGGUGGCGCUGGGUAUACCCCGGGCACCCGCCGCUCGCACCUUCAUCACGGAGGAUCAUGACGAGGGUGGAAAGAUACUGAUCGCUACUCCUUCGGAUAGUAGUCCGGACUUUUUGGGUCACAUUGGGCGCCAGAUUUCCUUUGAGGAUGAUGAGAUUUCCUUCGAUGUAACUGGUACUUACUAUGAAGAUAUCCAAGGCUACAAGCUAACCGUUUCGUGGGACGGUCCCAGUGAUAGAGUAUUUGAAGACUGUUAUAGCUUUGGCUCCGCUCAAUGGUACGGAGGACCGGAACAAAAGGAGCAAUACUGGCCAAUUCAAAAGUCCAACCUGAAUAAAUACUCAACAAUUUCAAAGGAAGACGACAAUUCGGCUGUGUCAGAGAGAUACUGGCUCAAUUCGGACGGUGUUUACAUUUACGUUCACCCAGAAGCACCACUGUUUGUUGACUACCACAAUGUUAUGGAUAAUCACAUCUGUUUUAUAGCUGAAGUAGCAGCGCCUUAUUCGUCAAGGCGUACCCAUAAUGUCCUCAAAUACGACAUUUGGUUCUUCGAAAAUGCGAAGGUGGCCCAUCAACACGCUGUGAGCAAUUACUUGGGACAACCUUCCGGUAUCCCAGACUAUAGGAUGAUUCAGUACCCCAUCUGGUCUACAUGGGCGAGGUAUUCCAGGGAAAUUGAUCGAGAAAGCCUCUGGGCUUUCGCUAAUGAAAUCAAGGAUAGCGGCUUCCCCAAUGCCCAGUUCGAAAUUGACGAUUUGUGGGAAGUUUGCUACGGUUCUCUUACAGUGAACGAAACUAAAUUGCCAAACUUUAAACAGCUUAUUCAAGAUAUCAAGGGAUUAGGUUUCAGAGUUGCUAUUUGGGUGCAUCCGUUUAUCAACAAGGAUUGCGAACCUUGGUACUCCGAAGCUCUAGAAAAGGGCUACCUCGUUCUAAACGAAGAAGGCAGUCCAGAUACAACCUGGUGGAACAACAACGGCUCCAUCCCUGGAUACAUCGAUUUCACCAACCCAGAAGCUUCAAAGUGGUACACCACGAGAGUUCAGGAGUUGAUUGAUACUUAUGAUAUUGAUACUUUGAAAUUCGACGCUGGUGAAUCGAGCUGGUCUCCUCAGAUUCCGGUCCAAAACGGAGAUAUCGACUUGCAUCCCGGACACAUUGUCCAGUCAUAUGUGAGGGCUGUCGCCGAAUUCGGACCUAUGAUUGAAGUCAGAUCGGGAAUGAGAACACAAGAUCUGCCAGUGUUUGUGCGGAUGGUCGACAAGGACACAUACUGGGGCUUUAACAAUGGUCUCCAGACCAUGAUACCCACUCUCUUGGCUAUGAACCUCAAUGGGUAUACCCUGGUGUUACCAGAUAUGAUCGGUGGCAAUGGGUACAAUGACAAACCGAGCAAGGAAUUGUUUGUGAGGUGGCUGCAAGUGAAUGUGUUCAUGCCUACACUGCAGUACUCUUUCGUGCCUUGGGACCAUGAUGAUGAGGCGGUGGAGAUCUGCCGCAAGUACACGGAGGUGCACGCGCAGUUCGCGGACGAGAUCGCGGCGGCCAUGGACGAGUCCGUGCGGAGCGGCGCGCCCGUCAACGCGCCCAUCUGGUGGCUCGACCCGACCGAUGCCACCGCGCUCGCUGUUUGGGAUGAAUUCCUCCUGGGCACACGUAUUCUCUCGGCCCCCGUCGUAGAAGAAGGUGCAGUGUCCCGUGACAUCUACUUACCUCGAGGGCAGUGGAAGGAUGGCAACACCGGACAGGAGUACACUGGGCCAAUAACUCUGUACGACUAUCCAGCACCUUUGGACAUUCUGCCAUAUUUUAUAUUGCAAGAUUAGAUAUUAACAAAACUA